Molecule: messenger RNA, 7584 nt
Organism: Penicillium longicatenatum
Lineage: Eukaryota; Fungi; Ascomycota; Eurotiomycetes; Eurotiales; Aspergillaceae
Product: type I polyketide synthase
Exons: 5
Coding region: 1-7584 (2527 amino acids)
Biological process (GO): fatty acid biosynthetic process; secondary metabolite biosynthetic process
Molecular function (GO): fatty acid synthase activity; phosphopantetheine binding
Source: RefSeq, a predicted model, not a curated record
AUGGCUUACGUGAACGAGCCCAUCGCUGUGAUUGGUAGUGGCUGCCGCUUCCCCGGUGGUUCUUCCUCGCCAUCGAAACUCUGGGACUUGAUGAAAUCGCCGCGGGACGUCGCUAGCAAGAUCGACCGGUUCAGUGCCGAGGGUUUCUACCACAAGGACGGCAGCCACCAUGGCACUAGCAACGUGCUGCACUCUUACCAAAUUGAGGAGGACACCCGCGAGUUCGAUGCCCAGUUCUUCUCCAUCCCCGGCUCUGAGGCCGAGGGAAUCGACCCGCAGCAGCGAAUCCUGAUGGAAGUGGUUUAUGAGGCUCUGGAGGCUUCAGGCCACAAGAUCGAGGAGCUGUCUGGCUCCUCAACCGGCAUGUACGUCGGUGUGAUGUGUAACGACUAUGCGCAUAUUACCUACCACGAUCUCGAAUCUAUCCCCAAAUACGCCGCGACGGGAACUGCCUCGUCUAUUCUUUCUAACCGAAUCUCUUAUUUCUUCAACUGGACCGGUCCCUCCAUGACCAUCGACACCGCUUGCUCCUCCAGUCUUAUCGCGACACACCAAGCAGUUGAGCUGCUUAGAAAGGGUGAAUCCAACCUGGCCGUUGCUGCUGGAGCUAAUUUAAUUUUUGGACCCACCAACUUUGUGGCUGAGAGCAAUGUCAACAUGCUUUCCCCCACCGGCCGCAGCCGCAUGUGGGAUAACAAGGCGGACGGAUACGCACGCGGUGAGGGUGUCGCUGCGGUUAUUCUCAAGCGCCUGAGUGAUGCCAUUAGGGACGGUGACACUAUUGACUGUGUUAUUCGCGAGACCGGUGUGAACCAGGAUGGCCGGACCACUGGUAUCACUAUGCCAAGUAGCGUCGCCCAGGCCGAGUUGAUCCGCCAGACAUACGCUCGGGCUGGUCUCAACCCCCACACUGACCGCUGCCAGUACUUCGAGGCCCAUGGUACAGGUACCAAGGCUGGUGAUCCUCAGGAGGCUGGUGCGAUCUACCGCGCUUUCUUUGAAGGUAAUGACAACACCGACCCCAACGACAAGCUGUACGUUGGAUCCAUUAAAACUAUUAUUGGACAUACCGAGGGAACUGCUGGUAUUGCUGGUCUGCUUCGAGCCUCGCUCGCCAUGAAGCAUGGCUUCAUUCCUCCUAACAUGCUUUUCGAGGAACUCAACCCUGAUAUUGAGCCCUACUACGGUCGUCUCGAGAUUCUGAAGACUGCUCAACCUUGGCCCAAACUUCCCGCUGGUGUUCCCCGUCGAGCCAGUGUCAACAGCUUUGGAUUUGGCGGCGCUAAUGCCCACGCCAUUAUUGAGUCUUACGAACCCGAGACUCACAUCCAAGCUGUCACUCGAAGCUCUACCGUGGCAGUGCCCUUCCUAUUCUCUGCCAACUCGGAGAAGUCUUUGGUCAGCCAGAUUGAGACCUUCCUGUCUUACUCCGAGGGUCUUGAUGAGAAGAGCACUAACCUUCGCGAUCUGGCCUGGACUCUUUCGCGCCGAUCGACGUUCCCCAUGCGUGCGCCCUUUUCGGCUCUCACUCUGGAGACUCUUCGCAGCAAGCUGACUGCCGCCCUCGAGACCAAGAAGACCGACGGAACCGCCCUUGGUGUGCGUCCUGCCCACAAGACGAAUACCAUCCUAGGUGUCUUCACCGGUCAGGGUGCCCAGUGGCCCCGUAUGGGCUACCACCUUGUCGAGGCUUCUCCAUUUGCUGCCUCCCUGAUGAAAUCCCUGGAUGCUUCUCUCCAAUCCCUACCUGAGCAGGACCGUCCCAGCUGGUCUCUCCAGGAUGAGCUUGCCAAGUCCGCCGACGGCUCCCGUGUCAUGGAAGGGACCUACUCUCAGCCCCUGUGUGCUGCCGUGCAGAUCAUUCUCGUUGAGUUGCUUAAACAGGCUGGCAUCACAUUCGAUGUUGUUGUCGGCCACUCGAGUGGAGAAAUCGGUGCUGCCUUUGCCGCCGGCUUCCUGAGUGCCCAAGAUGCCAUCCGCAUUGCCUACUACCGUGGUCUCUUUGGUAAGCUUGCUGCUGCUCCCAAUGGAUCGGCUGGUACGAUGUUGGCUGUUGGUACCUCGAUGGAGGAUGCCAACGAGCUUUGCAAGCUCUCGACGAUGAAGCGAUUCGGGCAGUUCAAUGUGGCAGCUAGCAACUCCUCAUCCAGUGUUACCAUGUCUGGUGAUUUGACCGCCAUUGAGCGUGCAAAGUUCAUCUUUGAGGAUGAGAGCAAGUUUGUUCGCUCGCUCAAGGUCGACACCGCAUACCACUCUCACCACAUGCAACCCUGCUCUGAGCCAUACAUGGAAGCCAUGGCACGCGUCAAGGUUGCCAUCCAGGAGCCCAACCCUAACUGCAAGUGGUACUCCUCGGUUCUUGGUGGUGACCUGGUCACCAGUGACAUGAACGAGCAGCUUGCCGGCUCUUAUUGGAAGGACAACCUGUUGCAGCCUGUUCUGUUCUCCCAGGCUCUUGAGAGCGCCCUCGAGAAGAAUGGUGCCCCCGCCCUGGCUCUCGAGGUUGGCCCUCACCCUGCCCUGAAGGGCCCGGCUAGUAUGGUGAUUGAAGAGGCCCUGGGUACUACUGUACCCUACUCUGGUGUUCUUGGUCGCAAGUCGAAUGAUGUCGAAGCCUUCACCGACGCUAUCGGAGCUGUUUGGGCUAAUGUCGGCGGCUCUAAGGUGUCCUUCGGCUCCCUCGACGCCGCAUUUGCAGCCAAGGACUCUGCCGACAAGCCCGAGUUCUUGCGCACUCUGCCAGGCUACACCUGGGACCACAGCCAGACUUUCUGGGCUGAGUCCCGUAUCUCGAAGGCGAUGCGCAUGCGCCAGCAUGGCCACCACGAACUGCUAGGUGUUCGUAUGGAUAGUGGAGAGAAUGAGAUGCGCUGGCGGAAUUUCCUUAAGCCAACCGAGAUCACUUGGACCCGUGGUCACUCCAUUCAAGGACAGACCAUCUUUCCCGGUGCUGGAUUUGCUUCUAUGGCUAUUGAGGCAGCCAAGGAAUACGUGGAUGAUCUGGGUGAGACCAUGGACCUUGUGGAGCUUGAAAACCUGCGGAUUCACUGGGCCCUGGGCUUCUUAGAUGAGACCAUUGGCUCUGAGGUCACUGUGGCCAUUUGCAACAUUCAGCGGGAUGAGUCUGCUGACAUGAUUGAGUGCGAUUUCGUUUGCAGUGCUUGCCCUACCAAGGACGCAGCUUUGACGACCAUCUCUACUGCUCACCUUAAGCUCACUCUUGGAUACGGCUCUACAGAGACCCUCCCCUCUCGCCCUGCACCAAAUGAGGCUGACAAACUGACCGAACUUGACGCUGAUGUCUUCUACGACUCCCUGGCCAAGCUGGGCUACAACUAUGCCGAUAUGUUUAAGACUAUUACUAGCUUGAGCCGCAGGAAGCUGGCCUCGACCGGUGUCAUCCAUAGCGCCACUGAAGCAGAUUACAAGACCAACCUGAUCGUCCACCCUGCUCCUCUCGAUGUCGCCUUCCAGGGCUUGUUCGCCGCUAUUGGCUCUCCCGGUGAUGGCCAGCUCUGGACUCUGAUGGUUCCCACCAUCAUCCGCUCAAUCAAGGUCAACCCCUUCACUUGUAAUCAGACCGGCUGCCUCGACAAGGACUUGUCCUUCGAAGCCAAUGUGCAGGUUGAGCGUUCCUCUCAGCAGGUCGGUGGUGACAUUGAUGUGUAUGACGAUGCCGGCAACGCAAUGAUCCAGAUUGAAGGCUUGCAGGUUACUCCUGUCACCCAGAUCACUGCUCGCGAUGACGCUCAGAAGUUCUCUGACACUACCUGGGGCAAUGACAAGGCUGAUGCAGGCCGCGCUUACACCGAAUUCUGGAACUCGGAGUCUGAGAAGACCCGCUGGGAGGAGUCUUACUUCGUCGAGCGCACCUGCUUCUACUAUAUGAAGCAUUUACAUGAUGCCAUCAAGCCCGAGGAAAUCGAGGGUCUUGAGGAGCAAGCCAAGAAGUACCUCAACUGGGUCGCUUCAGUUGUUGGGAAGGUGGAGGCCGGGUCGCACCCUACCAUCAAGAAGGAGUGGCUGAACGAUACUUUCGAAAAGCUCGAGGGUCCCAUGUCUGAGUUCGCCCAGGAGCACGAGGAGCUGCACCACCUGAUGACCCUUGGAGACCAGCUUAUUCCCUUCAUUCGAGGAGAUGUUUCUCUUGUAGAGCUUUUCGAUGAUUUCGAGGUGAUUGACCGCAUCUAUCAGGACGGAUACGGAAUGCCCCAGUUCCACAGCUUCUUUGGUGACUUGAUUGAGCAGCUUACCUUCAAAGCCCGUCAAAUGGAUAUCCUUGAGGUCGGUGCCGGCUCUGGAUCCGCGACUGAAGCCAUCAUGAGCCGCAUUGACUACCACUAUGGCUCAUACACCUACACUGAUGUCUCCGCCUCAUUCUUCCCCGAAGCCCAAGAGCUCUUCAAGGAUCAGGAAGGAAAGAUGGUCUUCCGCACCUUUGAUAUGGAGGAGGAUGCUAUUGAGCAGGGAUUCCACGAGCGCAGCUACGAUCUUAUUGUCGCCUCCAACGUUCUCCACGUUUCUAAGAACAUUGAGGAAACCUUGAAGAACCUGCGCAAGCUUCUCAAGCCAGCUGGCUACCUCGCCCUCCUUGAGGUCACUGAUCUCGAUCACGUCCGCUCAUCAUUCUAUGCAGGCUCCAAGCCUGGCUGGUGGGCCGCUGAGGAUGGCCGUGAGCCCCAGCCUUUGCUCCCUCAGAGCGGUUGGAAUGCUGCCCUGAGAAACACUGGCUUCUCUGGUAUUGAGACUGCGACUCCCGAGACCCACAUGUUCACUGUGCCAUACAGUGUCAUGUUGAGUCAGGCCGUUGACUCUCAGAUCUCACUCCUGCGAGAGCCACUCAGCCCCGAGAAUACCGAUUCCAUCAAGCUGCCGAAGCUCCUCGUUAUUGCUGGUCAAACCGAGGCCACUGCUAAGCUGCAGAGUGAGAUUCUUGCACUUCUCGAGCCCUUCAACUCCGAGAUUCAAAUUGUUUCCCGCAUUGAGGAUUUGGAGGAGAGCCACUUCGAGCCCAAGCAGCUUGUUCUGAAUUUGAUGGAACUUGAUACAAACUUGUUCGGACCUCUCACUCCUGAGCGCUGGAGCGCCCUUCAGACUUUGACUGAGAACUCUCAAAACAUCCUCUGGCUGACUCACGGUGUUGGUGCUAAGAACCCUUACGCUAAUAUGAUUGUUGGUGUAUCCCGUGCUUUAGUUCACGAGAAGCCCGACUUGAAGAUCCAGGUGAUUGACUUUGCUGACGGCGAGCCCAUUGACACAAAGCUCGUUGCCAGCGAACUUGUGAAGCUGCACAUUGCUGGUGUCUGGAGAACCUGGGCUCAACCCUACGUCACUACCUGGGUUCUGGAGCGCGAGAUUCGCGUCGUGAAUGGAAAGGCCAGAGUUCCCCGUGUUGGGCCCUGCAAGGCUCUGGAUGCUCGCUACAACGCAUCUCGUCGCAAGAUCUACGAAGAAGUUGACCUCAAGAACUCUGUUGUCGCCAUUACCUCUAAGCAGGGUGUCUGCGAUGUACAGGAGGUGCGCAAGCCAUUCUGGGCCGUUGCUGAGCCUGAAUACAUCGAAGUUGAGACUAUUCGUUCGACCUUGGCACCCCUCGCAAUCCCCUCUCUUGGGUCUCUCCACCUGAUUGUCGGCAAGAUUGUUGGUACUGAGCAGACUGUUCUUGCCUUCUCUGAGACUCUGCAAUCCAAGGUCUCGCUGCCCAAAGACCUGACUCUCUCCGUGGAUGUCUCACUUGACCAUGCCCAAGAGCUGCUAGUCUCUGUUGCCAGCUAUCUACUCGGUGACUACCUCCUGUCCCACUCAGCUAAGGGCAAGUCUCUUAUGGUCCAUGAGCCUACCCCCGCCCUUGCCGCCGCUCUGAAGGAUCUGGCCAGUGAACGCAAUACUCCCCUCAGCCUGACCACAUCUUCCCCAUCCGAUGAGCUGCAGUACAUUCACCCUCGUGCCCAUCGACGCACUAUCAUGGGUGCAUUCCCCGCCAAGCUGUCCGCUUAUGCCAACUUCCCCAGUGCCCACGACUCUUCCAAGUCGGGCGAGCACAUCGAAAAGUACCUUCCUUCUUAUGUCAAGCGAGUUUCUGCCAACUCCUUCCUGGGUGAGCUGGCUUACCUGCAGCCACAGGCUAAGCCCGAGGCCGCCAUCGAGCUGCUGCAGAAGGGACAGGCUUUCUUCGAGGCUCACCCUGAUCUCGACACCAACGAGCGUGUGCAACAGGUCAGCUUGGAUGAGGCUCCCGGCUUUGAGCGCGAUAUGGCAAACGCCACUCUAGAGGUGGUCAACUUCACUGGUCAGUCGGUCGCAUUCGGGGCCCUUUGCCCUCCUGAGGAUGAUGUUCAGUUCCGCUCUGACAAGACCUACUGGCUUGCGGGUCUCACUGGAGAGCUUGGUCUUUCCCUUACCCGCUGGAUGGUUGAGCGUGGUGCUCGCUACAUUGUUUUAACUUCUCGCAAGCCUAAGGUUAGCGAAAAGUGGAUCGAUUCGGUGCAAUCCACUGGUGCUGUUGUUAAGUGUCUGCCCAUGGACAUCACCAACGCUGAGUCGGUCAUGAAGACCUACGCACACAUCACCUCGGAGUUCCCUCCCAUCGCUGGUGUCUGCAAUGGCGCUAUGGUGCUCAAUGAUGGUGUUCUUGCCAACCAGUCCUUCGAGGACUUCAAUGCCACCUUGACUCCCAAGGUCACGGGUACUCAGUACCUCGACUCCCUCUUCCAGAAGCCCGACCUUGACUUUUUCAUCAUUUUCUCUUCGCUCUCUUUCAUGACCGGUAACAUCGGCCAGUCCAGCUACGCCGCUGCCAACUCCUUCAUGGUCAGUGUCGCCGAGGCUCGUCGCAAGAAGGGUCUCGCCGGUUCCGUCAUGAACUUGGCCGGUAUCUUCGGUAUUGGAUACAUCACCCGCCGCGAUGUCAAGCUUCUGGAUCACCUUGCCAAGAUGGGUUACGAGAACAUCUCCGAGUGGGACUACCUCCAGUUCUUCGCUGAGGCUGUGAAGGCCGGUCGGCCCGAGACCGCCGCCCAAUACCCGACCUGGGAGAUCCACUCCGCCAUCAAGCCCGUUGACUCUGACGCCAAGAACCCCCUCCCUGGCUGGAGUGCCUCUCAGGAAGGUGAGGGUGGUGCAGUCUCCGUCCGCGAUCAGCUCAAGGACCAGACUACCAUGGAGGGUGUCAACAAGGCUCUCCUCGCUGGCUUCGUGGCUGUUCUCUACAAGCUUCUGGGUAUGCGCCCCGAGGAUGGUGCCAUCUCCCCCAGCACUCCUCUGAUCGAGCUGGGUAUUGAUUCCCUGGUUGCUGUUGACAUGCGAGUCUGGUUCUCGCGCGAGCUGGAUCUCGACCUGCCAGUCUUAAAGUUGCUUGGUGGUGCUACUGUUGAGGAUAUGGUUGAGGAUGCUGUCUCAAGAUUGUCUCCAGAGUUGAUCCCUAAUGUUCAAGAGGCUCAGACAUCGACUGAAAGUGCGGAGGGUGAGAGCAAGGAAGAGGAUGUUGCGGAUUCGGAUUCCCAGAGCAGUGGUGAAGUUGCCACUUCUACAGAGACCACGCCUCCAGCAAGUGAGGCUGGCUAUGACGAUUCUAAGAACCAAUAG